This is a messenger RNA of Coffea arabica (coffee), 828 nucleotides long. The record is from RefSeq and is a predicted model, not a curated record. Lineage: Eukaryota; Viridiplantae; Streptophyta; Magnoliopsida; Gentianales; Rubiaceae.
AUGAAUGGCGUGUCGGUAGACGAGCAGUUCCAGAUAGAAUCCAUGGUGAUUGAGUACUUCUCUGAAGUGUUGGCGCAACAAGCACAAGUUCCAGUGGAUCAUUCCCUCCUAGACAUUAUCCCCUCAGUGGUUUCAGAGCAUGACAAUGAGAUUCUUCAACAAUUACCUACUGAAGACGAGAUUCAAAGAGUGGUAUUCCAGAUGAAUGGGGACAGUUAUUCGGGGCCUGCUACGUUUACCGGCUCUUUCUUUACUACAUGUUGGGACGUUGUGAAAAGGGAUGUGUGUAGAGCGGUCGGGGAUUUUUUUACGGGGGCGGAGCUACUUUGGGGGUACACAGCUACGCUGUUGGCUUUGAUUUCGAAAGUACAAGGCUAUUCUGCUAAAAUAAUCUUGCCCCAACAGAGUGGAUUUGUGAAGGGCAGGCAGAUAUCUGAUAAUAUACUACUGGCUCUGGAAAUGUGUUCGGGGUUGGGAAGGAAAGUAAGGGGUGCUAAUGUGGCAUUAAAAUUGGACAUGGCUAAAGCUUAUGAUCGGUUAGUUUAUGCCAAUGACAUUAUUAUAUUUUGGAAUGGGACUACACGCUUGCUGUCAUGUGUGAUGGACGUACUAGAUAAAUACCAGAGAUCCUCAGAGCAGCAGGUGAACGCAUCUAAGAGUUGUUUCCUGCUGGGCAAGGGAGUGUCUCUUGCUCAUCGCAAGGUGAUCUCGCAAGUUACUGGUUUCUCCGCCAAGGAUCUGCCAAUCACCUACUUGGGUUGCCCGUUGUAUGUUGGGAGAUGGAUGAAAGGGUUGUUCACUGGCUUACUGGAUAAAGUCUCGCAGUGA